Oryzias latipes (Japanese medaka) is the source of this 2173-nucleotide messenger RNA. Lineage: Eukaryota; Metazoa; Chordata; Actinopteri; Beloniformes; Adrianichthyidae. The record is from RefSeq and is a predicted model, not a curated record.
AAUUAGAAUCACCAAUUAAUCUUUGAAGCAUUUUGGGCUGUGGGAAGACGCCAGAGUCCCCAAGAAAAUGGAUGCAUGCACAAGAACAACAUGCAAACUCAACACAGAAAGGAGUCAGCCUGGAUUUAAACCAGGGCCUUCUCGUUAUAGGCAAGAGUCCUACUCACACAGUGCAGCCCAUCAGCAUCCCUCCUGGAGUGAAAUUUACCAAUUUCUAAAUAUCUUCUUUGCUUUAAGGUGCCUGAGUUACCGAUUAUGUAUUCUUGCCAUAUGAACAUGAUUUAUAGCUCUUCUUAGUGUUGAGACAUACCUUUGUUCUUGAUAUUCACAAAUGAAUGGCGACAGGAGAACGUUAUGAUUAAAACUCAUUUUUUGCAUAAUAUCUCAGAAAAAACACACACAUGCACAACUGUGCUUUUUUUAUUGCUAUCAGUACCAUUUAAAGCGGGGUCCACGAAUUACAAAAAAUCACACGUUCCUGUAACUUAAUUUGUCAAACUGCUGGUUAGAGUUACUUCUGUGAAAGCAAUACCUGCAGGCCUUAUCAUGUGAUCACUUGUGGCAUGAUUCCAGAGGAAUCCAUGACACAGCAUGCAUCUCUGCUCAACAAAGGGAAGCCAGGUAUGCCUGCGUAGGUUGAUUCACACCUGUUGGGUGAGUUUUGUCUCAUUCUUUCACGUCUGACGCUUCGGAAACUUUCAGGUGUUGCCUCAUCAUGGCUGUCAAACAUUUCUCUGUGGAGUACGACAAGCUGAGCGAACGAGGCGCCCACUCUCCCGGAGACGUCCUUUCCGGAAAAGUAACUGUGGUGACAAGUAGGAAAAUCAAAGUGCAAUGUUUUUAUGUCAAAGCAAAAGGAAAGGCCAAGGUCGCCUGGUAUGAAGAGGAAGGACAAACAAAAGUGCUCCACAGCAACAAGAAGAAAUACUUUGAAUUUGAACAUAUUGUUAUUCAGGAUAAAAACAAAGGCGAUGGUUAGUAACUUUCAGAGGACUUCAGGAAAGCUAUGUUUUAGUGCAUGUAAGAAUUUGCUUCUUUUUUGUUUUUAAAGGUUCUGAAAUAAUGCCACCAGGGAAAAAUGUGUAUCCAUUCAGCUUUGUAAUUCCUAAUAUAGACAUGCCUUCCUCUUUUAAAGGGAAAUGGGGGAAGAUCACAUACAGUUUGCGAGCUAAGCUCACUCAGUCCAUUUGGCUUUUUCACAAAACCAAAACCGAAUUUCCUUUUUUCACCAACUCGGAGUUUCCGUUUGGCUCUAAAUCGGAGGCAAUGAUCAUUGAACUCAAGGAGCAACAAUUUGCCUCCAGGGUUACAUUUUUUGGCUCUGGAAAGGUCACCAUGAAUGUCAGCUCUGAAAAAGUGGGGCUAGAGCAAGGUCAGGCGGUGGGAGUAUUUUGUGAAGUGCUCAAUGAUUCAACGUGCCUGGUAACUCCCAAGUUCUACCUGUGCGAGAAACAGACAUUUGUUGCUCAGUCAAAGCGGAGAAUUCACACAAAUGAGAUUCUGUUUGGGACAGGAGAUCUGGUUCCUGUAAGCAGCUGCAUCACCACCAAAGUUCUAAGUAUCCCUCCACAGAGCUACCCCACCUUUUUCAACUGCUGCAUGAUGAAGCUUGAGUACAGAAUCAAGGUUUCCCUUGAUGUCCAUUCAGCAACAAACCCAGAAAUCAAACUCCCUCUUGUCGUCCUGCGAGGUUUUCCAAAACCUCCCACACAAAAACCAAAGAGAUCCAUCUGGUUUAAGAAGUUUCCUGCUUCAAAAAAUGCAUAAACUUAAAAAAGACAAAGAAAACAAAUGUAUAAAAUAUUGAAUUUUCCUUUUGAUAACAAAUUAAAAUUAAAAUCAGUAGAUAUCUUUCUGCUUAUUGGUACAUUGUGUGAAUGAACAUUUUCUUUUCUCAUACUGUUUCAGGCUCAGCUGAUCUCUUUUUACAUUUGUCCACUAGGGGGAGAUGUUACUCUCAAAUCAAUUCCACAUGCUUCUGAAGAUUUUAUUCAACGUCUGAGUUCUUGUAACAAAAGAAAAUGGUAUCAUUAGUUUUUAACAAAGUCAACAGUUUACGCCAAAAAAAAAGAGAUGAAUACCUUUUCUGCAUAAAUUAGUCCAGUGUUUUUCAACAAGUGUGCCGCAGCACACUUAGUGUGCCGUGGGAGAUGGUCAGGUGUGCCGUGGGAAA